This is a messenger RNA of Solanum tuberosum (potato), 816 nucleotides long. Its product is annotated as profilin-1. Gene Ontology annotation, molecular function: actin monomer binding. Gene Ontology annotation, cellular component: cell cortex. Lineage: Eukaryota; Viridiplantae; Streptophyta; Magnoliopsida; Solanales; Solanaceae. The transcript is spliced from 3 exons. The record is from RefSeq and is a predicted model, not a curated record. Bases 208 to 603 code for a protein of 131 amino acids.
GUGUGUUUGUUACACCCCGCAUCAUUCUCUCUUCCUCAAAACCAACACCUAAGUGAGUUCCCAAUUUUUGCAAACCUUUCCUAUUUAUACUCUUCUUCCCCCGUUUGCUCCAUUCAACUUUGCAAAGCCUCAAUUGUUAAAAUUUAUUCAAGAACAAAUUAGGUACUAAUUAGGGAAAAACAAAAACAACAUUUUUUAGUAGCCAAAAUGUCGUGGCAAACCUAUGUAGAUGAUCACUUGAUGUGCGACCUUGAUGGCCAUCGUCUCGCCUCGGCGGCUAUUCUCGGCUUUGAUGGCAGCGUUUGGGCUCAAAGCCCCGCCUUCCCUAAGUUUAAACCAGAGGAAAUUAUUAAUAUCAUGAAAGAUUUUGAUGAACCUGGAUUUCUUGCUCCCACUGGGCUAUUCCUUAGCGGCGCAAAGUACAUGGUCAUCCAAGGAGAACCUGGCGCUGUCAUCCGUGGCAAAAAGGGGUCUGGUGGAAUAACAAUCAAGAAAACAGGCCAAUCGCUGAUUUUUGGUAUCUACGAAGAACCAGUGACUCCAGGACAGUGUAACAUGGUUGUUGAGAAAAUUGGAGACUACCUCAUUGACCAGGGUUAUUGAAAUUUCAUAAUUAAUCUUUUUUGUAUUUUUUGGAGAUUGUAUUGUCACUAGAGGUUCUUUUUUUCCCCUCAAAGAAAUAACUAGCCUAAAGUUACUAUUUCCUUUUUGUUAUAAAUUUAGUUAUAUAGUUUACUGAAAGAAGCAGUGUUGUGUAUUGAUCACUUUUUUGAGACUUUUUAUAGAGACCACGUUUUGUAAUAAAAAGAUGUUUUA